Messenger RNA from Osmerus eperlanus (European smelt), 87 nucleotides. RefSeq names its product cuticle collagen dpy-13-like. The annotation marks the transcript as partial. The transcript is spliced from 3 exons. The record is from RefSeq and is a predicted model, not a curated record. Lineage: Eukaryota; Metazoa; Chordata; Actinopteri; Osmeriformes; Osmeridae.
AACCCGGGGGAACCUGGCAACUGAGGGAACCCGGGGGAACCUGGCAGCAAACCUGGCAGCCCUGGGAACCCGGGGGAACCUGGCAGC